AUGGGUUUUGUUAAGUUAUCUACAUGGAUCCUUCUCACCGUAGCGAUGAUCGGAGUUUCGUCGGCGAUCGACAUGUCGAUCAUCUCAUACGACGAGAACCACCACAUCACCACCGCCGUGAACGGCCGUAGCGAAGCCGAGGUUGCGAGUAUCUACGAUGCGUGGUUGGUGAAACACGGCAAGAAGAAGAAUCAGAACGAUCUUCUUCUUGUCGGAGAGAACAAAGAGAGAUUCGAGAUCUUUAAAGACAAUCUCCGUUUCGUCGAUGAACACAACAACAAGAAAAACCUCAGUUACAAACUCGGUUUGACUCGGUUCGCUGAUCUAACCAACGAAGAGUACCGAUCUAUUUACCUCGGUGCUAAACCGAAGAAGAGAGUCCUCAAAACCAGCGAUCGGUACGAGGCGCGUAUAGGUGACGCUCUACCGGAAUCCGUUGACUGGAGGAAAGAAGGUGCCGUGGCCGCCGUUAAAGAUCAGGGAAGCUGCGGGAGUUGUUGGGCAUUUUCAACUAUUGGAGCAGUGGAAGGAAUAAACAAGAUUGUGACAGGAGAUCUAAUCUCUUUGUCUGAACAAGAACUUGUUGAUUGUGACACAUCUUAUAACCAAGGUUGUAAUGGUGGUUUGAUGGAUUAUGCGUUUGAGUUCAUCAUUAAAAAUGGCGGUAUUGAUACCGAAGAAGAUUAUCCAUACAAGGCUAAUGAUGGUCGUUGUGAUCAGAACAGGAAAAACGCAAAGGUUGUUACAAUUGAUUCUUACGAGGAUGUGCCUACCAACAGCGAGGCUUCUCUAAAGAAAGCAUUGGCUAAUCAGCCUAUUAGUGUUGCCAUUGAAGCUGGUGGUCGCGCGUUCCAGCUCUAUGAUUCGGGUGUAUUUGAUGGAACAUGUGGUGUAGAGCUAGACCACGGAGUUGUGGCUGUUGGUUACGGAACCGAGAACGAAAAAGACUAUUGGAUUGUGAGAAACUCAUGGGGAAACAACUGGGGAGAGAGUGGAUACAUUAGGAUGGCACGUAACAUUGCAGAGCCAACAGGAAAGUGUGGAAUCGCGGUGGAAGCUUCGUACCCGAUCAAGAAAGGUCAGAACCCGCCAAACCCUGGACCGUCACCGCCAUCUCCCAUUAAGCCACCAACAACAUGUGACAAAUACUUUUCAUGUCCUGAGAGCAACACUUGUUGUUGUCUAUACAAGUACGGGAAGUACUGCUUCGGUUGGGGAUGUUGCCCGCUCGAAGCAGCUACUUGCUGCGACGAUAACUCUAGCUGCUGUCCUCAUGAGUACCCGGUUUGUGACAUUAACCGCGGAACCUGUUUGAUGAGCAAGAACAGUCCGUUUAGCGUGAAGGCGAUGAAGCGCACACCCGCGAAACCAUUCUGGGCACAUAGCAGAAAGAACAUUGCGUAA
Molecule: messenger RNA, 1404 nt
Organism: Arabis nemorensis
Lineage: Eukaryota; Viridiplantae; Streptophyta; Magnoliopsida; Brassicales; Brassicaceae
Source: the annotation of a GenBank genome assembly